CCAAGUGUUAAACAAAAGUAAAAAAAGAGAAAAUUGAAAAAAAAUCACUUCCCUCCCCCGAAAAAAAAGAAAAUUUAUAAUCAACCACAAAUAACAAAAAAUUGAAAACACCACUGACAAUUGGGGGCCCCCCAUAACGCAAAAAGGUGUUUGAGCCCUUUGGUGUUGCAAGCACGUGCACGUGUUUUAGACGCGAAAACUUUUAAUUAAUUUCCAACUGCCAACUACACCCUCUUCUACCAAACAACGACUAAAUGGAAAACAUGUCUUCUCUGCUAUUGGCCUCUCUGCUGUUACUCAGCCUGGCUGGCUCUUUGGCCGGGGCCAAAUCCUCCUCAUCAUCGAAUAACAAUGAUCCUUGCUAUUUUGAGGGCAAGCCUCGCAAAUGUUUGCCCAGCUUUGUCAAUGCGGCCUAUGGUAAUCCGGUGGUGGCCUCCUCCACUUGUGGCACCCAUCAAAGCGAACGCUAUUGUGAACUGAAACGCGAUGGCACCUUGGAGGAGUGCAAGACCUGUGACAACUCCAGGCCCGAUAUGCGCUUUCCCGCCUCCUCCUUGACCGAUUUGAAUAAUCCCAAUAAUGUCACCUGUUGGAGAUCGAGCACGGUGCCAGUGCCCUCAGAUCCCGAUUCGGCUCCUCCAGACAAUGUCACCCUGACUUUGUCGCUGGGCAAGAAGUACGAGCUGACCUAUGUGAGUCUAUCGUUUUGCCCCAAAUCGCCCAAGCCCGAUUCCAUGGCCAUUUAUAAGAGCUCCGACUAUGGGCAAACCUGGCAGCCCUUCCAGUUCUACAGCUCCCAAUGCCAGAAGUUCUAUGGCCGGCCCGAUCGAGCCAAGAUAAGCAAAUUCAAUGAGCAGGAGGCUCGUUGCAUGAACUCCCAUCAUGAUGGCAACACCAAUCGUUUUGCCUUUAACACCCUGGAGGGUCGUCCCUCGGCCAAUGAUUUGGAUGCUUCUUUGGUCUUGCAGGAUUGGGUUACUGCCACCGACAUUCGAGUGGUCUUUCAUCGUCUGGAACUGCCCAAAGAGCUGCUGAAUGCCCAUUUGAAGGCCGACUCAAAAGCCGCCGAUGCCAAUAGUUUCAGUGAUGAAAUGUCCUCCAGCCAAGAGGAAGAUGAGGAGGACGAUGAUGAGGGCGAGGAUGCUGAGGAUGAGUAUGACGACUACAACAUACAUGACAAUGACAGUGUCAACUAUGAUGAUGACAUGGAGGACUAUGCCGAGCCCAAAAAACACUUGGAGCUGGAUGAUGAUCUGGAUAUGGACUAUGCCAAUGAUGGCAUCAAUAUAACACCGCUGAAAAGCAAGCGCAUUAGCAACAAACAAAAGUCCUUGGCCUAUGAGAAGCACUACAAGGCCAAGGCGGCCAACUUGGCCCUGGGCAGUCCUUUGUCUGCAAACAACACAACCAGCAGCAGCAGCAGCAGUAGCCUAACCACCAGCACCACCACCACCUCGACCACCAAUAAGCCCCAAAUUGUGGCAACCUCCAACAAAUAUCAACAGAAAUCCACUUCCACUUUGUCGUCUGAUAAGCCCUCCUCGUCUACUUCCUCAUUAUCAUCGCCUUCGAUACGUGAUUUGUUGGCCAUUUCCCAGCAUUAUGCUGUCUCGGAUUUUGCCGUUGGAGGACGUUGCAAAUGUAAUGGUCAUGCCUCGGAAUGUAUUGGCGUAGUGAGUUCUAAUGAGGCUAAUCUCUUCAGCCAUGACGACAAUGACAAUGGUGGUGGCAUAGGCACUGGUGCCGACUCCUUCGAUGAUGAUGGCAAUGUUAUACGCUCCUCCUCAUCCUCCAGCAGCAAUGGCCUUUCGAUUAGUGCCAAACUGACAAUGACUUGCUCGUGCAAACACAACACUGCCGGCCCGGAAUGUGAGAGAUGCAAACCGUUCUACUUUGAUCGACCAUGGGGACGUGCCACCGACACAGAUGCCAAUGAAUGUAAAAUGUGUCAAUGUAAUGGUCAUGCCCGUCGUUGCCGUUUCAAUUUGGAGCUCUACAAACUAUCGGGUCGUGUGUCGGGCGGAGUUUGCUACAAUUGUCAACAUGAUACCACAGGCCGAUACUGUCAUUACUGUCGAGAAGGAUAUUACCGGGACAAUACCAAACCGCUCAAUCAUCGUAAAGUGUGUAAACGAUGUGAUUGCCACCCUGUGGGCUCCACAGGUAAAACAUGUAAUCAUUUAAGUGGUCAAUGUCCCUGCAAGGAAGGUGUUACCGGACUGACGUGCAAUCGCUGCGCACGUGGAUAUCAGCAAACACGUUCUCAUGUGGCACCCUGUAUAAAAGUGCCAACAAAUGCAAAUAUGAUACAGGCGGAGAGUGCAGCGGUUAGUGAAUACAGAGAACCCACCCAAGCUGAGGAAAUGAAGAAAUAUUGUGGCAAAUGUAAAGCAACACCGAAAAAAUUGAAUUUAAAUAAAUUCUGCAUGGAAGAUUAUGCUCUUAUUGCCAAAGUCAUUGGCCAUGACCGUGCUUCGCAGGAUAUCAGUACUGAAAAAUUCUCCAUUGAACGCCAAAAUGAAAUUUUCAAAUAUGAAAUCAAUAUUCAUACAAUAUUUAAACGCAAUCCAGUGAUGGGCACAACAAGUUCGAUGCUGGCCCGGGGUCAUAUGAUGUGGUUGGUGCCGCGGAAAAAUCUCGAAUGUCAAUGUCCAAAAAUUAAAAUGAACAAAACCUAUUUAAUAUUGGGUCGUGAUGCCGAAGCGGCACCCGGCUACAUGGCCAUUGGACCCAGCUCAGUGGUGUUGGAAUGGAAAGAGGAAUGGUCGCUGCGCAUGAAACGUUUUCAACGACGAGCGCGUAAAUGUAGUUGAAUCGAACCGGAAGCGGAAUAUGUCAGAACGGAUUUUAAUUUCGUACAUUUGGAACGUUAUAGAAUUUUGUAUAAAUUGUACAGUUUGCUCAAAUUUUUAACUUUCUUUGGCAUAAUGCUAUAAAUUAACAACAACAACAAAACAACACUUACAACACUUACUUACACAAACAUACACAGACAUCUCCACAAUCAUGUACUCAUACACUCAAACUCAUAUACCUAACACACAAACUCCUCCACAUUUAGGAAAAAAGAAGCAUAGCAUUUAAAUAUAGUUUUUUUUUUUUAAUUUUUUUUUAUAUAAUCUCUGUAUGUAAAACACAAAUUUAUAGAUACAUAUAUAUUUAUUCGUCGAUUUGUAAUUCAUAUUUUUACCAAAUGAUAACAAAAAACACACAAAAAUCCCUACUCUACAUAAGUACAGAAAAACAAAGCAACCACAUCAGCAGCUUUUAAAACAAAGCCAAGUUACUUAAUAAUGCUUACAAAAAUCGAAAAAAUGAAUACUUCAAACCCAAAACCUAAUUCAACAGACAAUGUAAAUGCAGUAUAAUGCACUCUCUUUUGUGCCAUGGUGAUAAUAAUGAACGAUUAGGCAACGGAAUUUUAUGCAAAAUAUGAAUCAGUUGAACAAAUUUCAAAGUUUGUACAUCGAAAUGUAAGAAUGUAAAUAACAAGACGUUGACAUUUUUGGGAUCGUUUCCAACUAAGUUUGGGGGCAAUAAUUUAUGACAAUUGUUCACAAAAUUGACUUUAAGGUGAUUUUUUUCUUGUGAUACAACGUAACUUCUUUUGAUCAUAAUGACUAUAAGGAAAAUUUGCCAACAUUCAUCACCUUCUUAUAACUUACCAUCAUAGAAUAGGGGAUUUCAAUUAUUCAUGUCAACAUUCCGUUGUCAACAUAGAUAAAUAUCCAUUUCCGACCCCACAAAGUAUUCGUUAUACAUUAUGGAUGGCAGUAAAAUUCGAAGAAAUUUUAACAAUGUCCGUAUAUCUGUCUGUCCAUCGUCUUUCAGUUGUAAUCACUAUACAAUCUUCAAAAAUUGAGAUAUUGAGCCAAAUUUUACGAAGAUCCAUAUUUAAGUUCUUGAACAGGCCAAAUAGGAUUAUAUUUCUAUGUAGUUGCCAUAGAGAUCAAUCUGUCGAUUUAGGGUCUUAAGCCCAUUAAUAACCAAUUUUGCUUAAAAAUUUGGUCCUUAUGGUCCUUAUUUAGAUUUAGUUGUCAUAUAGACCGAUUUAGCGGGUUUCGGUCUUAAACCCAUAAAGGACUAUUGCUGUGGGAAGGUGAUGGCCGAUGGUUAUUUGAGAAUGUCAAUAACUCACCUUUUUGUAUAGAGUACUCGAUACAAAGUCUCUCACAGAGACUUUCCACUCAAAACCGCAGAUUGUCCGCGACGGCAGUUGUAGCUACUCCGCUCACUUGCGUAGCAUCCACUAUUCAUAACUUUUGAACUCCACUGAUAGCUCUUAUAGCCUGUUUGUUGAUGUCGAAUCGUUGUUUUUCGUUCAUCUGGAUUUCUUUUUCCGACCUAUAUUCGUCUUUACAGACUAUUUUUAAUAUUUAUUUUGAUCAGUUAUUAGCUCUUUUGUCUUUGAUAAACCUGCUUAUACAUCGAAAUUCUUCACUAUUUGGUCGAAUUGCAGUCUAAACCAACUCUUAAGCGACGCGAAAAUUCAUUUCGAGAUAGACAAAUAGGCUAUUAGUUGAGCUUUCCAUAAUAACGAU
Stomoxys calcitrans (stable fly) is the source of this 4541-nucleotide messenger RNA. RefSeq names its product netrin-B. The coding region runs from base 255 to 2813 and encodes 852 amino acids. The transcript is spliced from 7 exons. Gene Ontology annotation, molecular function: protein binding. Lineage: Eukaryota; Metazoa; Arthropoda; Insecta; Diptera; Muscidae. The record is from RefSeq and is a predicted model, not a curated record.